AUGCUCCGGGUGUUCGUACACCGCAGGCUACACAUUCCGCUUUGCUGUUGCUCUCUGAAACCCCUUGCUGCUGCUGCUGCUGCUGCUCCCCCCUCAACAGCAGCUGCUGCUCCUGCUGCAGUGACCACUGGUCAUUCUCCUGCUGCUGCUGCUGCUGCUGCUUUCCCCUUUACUGCUUCUCGCACCUUCCCUAGGGCCUGCUUCCUCCAGAGGCGGCAGCAGCAGCUGCUGCUGCUUCCCGCGGUCUCACCGUUGCUGCAGCCGCAGCAGCAGCAGCAGCAGCAGCAGCAGUGUCUACUGCUUUUGCACGUCCGCAGCCUUCAGGAGGCCCGCCGGCCUCCAGAAGCCAGCAGCAGCAACAGCAGCGACAGCAGCACUAACAGCAGCAGUAGCAGCAGCAGCAGCAGCAGCGAGGGCGACCGCAGCAGCACGAGCAGCAGCAGCAGGAACUGCUGCAACGGGAGCAGCAGCGGCGAACCCUCUGCAGCAAAAAUGAAGCAGCAAAGGAAAAUGUAUGAAGAGGGGCGUCACAAGCACGCCCACCACGCCACUUUGAACUUCACGAAGUGGGGCCUUUCGGAGUGGAGCAACUUCUCCGCGCUGCUGUGCGCGCUGGACUGCACUUUGCUGCCGCUCUUUGCUGCUGCUACUCCAUUUUUGGGUUUUGUUGCAGACCAGCAGCACUUGCUGCUGCUGCAUGCAGCCUCCAAAUGGGAGGGGAAGCCUCGCGCAGCAGAAGCAGAACGUCCUGCUGCUGCUGCUGCAGCAGCUGCUGCUGCUGCUGUCCCCAGGGUCACCUUGCCGGGCUUGGGCAGCCUGCUGCAGCAGCAGCUGCAGCAGCAGCAAGAAGAGAGAGAGGGCCUCCCGUGGCUCCACCGCCUUUGCUGGGAGAUUGUGGGGGGCCCUGCUGCUCAAGAAAAGCUGCAGCAGCAGCAGCAGCAGCAGCAGCAGCAAACGGCGUUGGGAGCUCCUGAUAUGGACGAAGAGCUGGCCCCCGUUUGCAGAAGUGCAGCAGAGCUGCUGGCAGCAGUUCUAGGGGCUCUUGCUGCUGCUCACGAGGACGCGGCCAACGCAGCAGCAGCAGCAGCAGACCCUGCUGCAGCAGAAGAGGCAGCAACAGCAGCAGCAACUGAGAGCCUGCUGCAGCUGCUGGGGCCUACUCGUGUUGCUGAUGCUCACAGAAUAGCAGCAAGAGGAGCAGCACUAAUUGAUGCUGCAGCAAGGCUGCAGAUGUCUACAGAGCAGCAGCAGCAGGAGCAGCAGCAGAAGCAGCAAAGAGCAGGGCCCACACUCAUUGGAGCCUCCGUGAAGUUUGUUUCCAGCAAAAACCGAAAAGGCGGGGGAGACGCAGGGCCCCCCCGAGGCCUCUUAAGGGCCCUUGCUGACGCAGGGUACUUCAAGCUCCCCCCCCUGGCGCCCGCGCCUCCGCCUCCGCAGCAGCAGCAGCAGCAGCAGCAGCAGGAGUCCCUGUUUGCUGCAGCGGUCUCCGUGCUGGACGCCUACGCGCUGCUGUCCCCCCGCAAAGGCCUUUGCGGCUGUCUCCCCGAAGGCUCGAAAGUCACUGACAGCAAAACGGCCUACGAGGUCUUCAUCCCAGCCCCCACGCCCGCCCCCGUGCGCCCUGCUGCUGCUGCUGCUGCUGCUGCUGCUGCUGCUGCUGCUGCUGCUGCUGCUGCUGCUGCUGCUGCUGCUGCUGCUGCUGCUGCUGCUGCUGCUGCUGCUGCUGCUGCUGCUGCUGCUGCUGCUGCUGCUGCUGCAGCUGCUGUUGCUGCUGCAGCAGCUGCAGUAGCAGCAACAGCAGCAGUAGCAGCAGCAACAAUAGCUGCAGCAGCAGGAGCAGCAGCAGCUGCAGCAGCAAGAGCAGCAAGAGCAGCAACAGCGGCUGCAGCAGCUGCAGUAGCAGCCGCAACAGCAGCAGCAGCAGCAACAGCUGCAGCAGCAGAAGCAGCAGCAGCUGCAGCAGCAGCUACAGCAGCAGCUGCAGCAGCAGCUGCUGCUGCUGCCGCUGCUGCAGCUCUUGCAGCAGUUGCUGCUGUUGCGCUGCAGGCGGCUCCAUCUUGCUCCAGCCGUGAGGAAAAGCAGCAGGCACUCACGCAGCAUAAACUACAGCAUUUGCUGCAGCAGCAGCAGCAGCAGCAGUGCUGCUGCUGUAUGCAGCCAAAGCCCCGCACCAGCAGCAGCAGCAGCAGCAGCAGCAGCAGCGGCGGCGGCGGCGGCGACGGCGACAGCAGCAGCAGCAGCAGCAGCAGCAGCGAGUUCGCGUGUCCUGCUGCGAAGCACUUCAAGGCGGUGUACAUAGCGCCGCUGAAGUCCUUAGCAGCAGAAGUGACGGGGAAGCUGCGGGCAGCUCUGGGGCCCCUUGGAGUUGCUGUUGCAGAAGCUUCUGGAGAUGUUUGUUUGUCGAAAAAAGAAAUUGAAGAAACUCAUUUGUUUGUUGCAGUUCCCGAAAAGCUGGACAUUCUGACCCGCAACAUGUGCGCCUGGGGCGAGCCCGACAGCAGCAGCAGCAGCAGCAGCAGCAGCAGCAGCAGCAGCUUGUUGGACGCGAUAAAGUGCGUCAUCAUUGAUGAAGUUCAUCUUUUAAAUGAACCUCGAGGGCCUGUCAUUGAGGCCCUCGUGGCUCGGCUGUUGAGACACUCCGAAAGGACUCAAAGAAGAGUCCGCCUCGUCGGCAUUUCCGCCACUCUCCCCAACUGGGAGGAGGUGGCUCGUUUUUUGUUGGUGUCCCCGGAGCACGCGUUUUACUUUGGGCCGGAGACUCGGCCAGUGCCGCUGCAGCAAACCUUCAUCGGAUUGAAAGAUGUGGGGCGCAGCAAGCAGCAGCAGCAGCAAGCGUUUGAUGCUGCAGCAUUUGCUGCAGUGCUUUCCGCAGUGCAGCGGGGCCACCAGGCCAUGGUGUUUGUGCAUUCGCGGCAGGGAACAGUGGCAGCAGCAGAAGCGUUUGCUGCUCUUGCUGCUGCUGCGGGGCAGCAGCAGCUGUUUGCUGCUGCUGCAGCGAACCCCACGGCGCAGCAGCGGCAGCUGCUGCAGCAGCUGCUGCAGCGCUCCCGCUACCGCGAACUCAAAACCCUAGCAGCAAAAGGCUUCGGAGUCCAUCAUGCAGGAAUGUUGAAGACAGAUCGGAAACUUUCUGAACAACUUUUUAUUUCCAAAGUUUUCAAAGUUUUGUGCUGCACUUCAACUCUGGCUUGGGGGGUGAACUUGCCCGCGCGCUGCGUGGUGAUCCGCGGCACGCAGGUCCACGCAGCAGCAGCAGCAGCAGCGGGAGGCGCAGCAGCAGCAGCAGCAGCAGACUUGGGGCCCCUCGACGUGGCGCAAAUCUUCGGCAGAGCCGGGAGGCCCCAGUUCGACUCCAUGGGCGAAGCUGUGCUGCUGACAGAAGCUGGGAGACUGGACUCGACGGACUUGGGAAGAAUGGCAGCAAAGUUUUAUUUGGAUUUCGAAACAGCAGAAAAGUUCGCGCUGCGGCUCUCGGAGGGGCCCCUCACUGCUGCUGCAGUGCUGCGGACUUUGGCGGAGGCGAAGGACUUCGAGGGGCUGCGGGUGCGGCGCGAGGAGCAGGACGAGCUGGACCAGCUGCGCUGCAGCAGCAGCAGCAGCAGCAGCAGCAGCAAGGGGCGGGGCUGCUGCCGCAUUCCCUGGAAGGGGGACCCCGACAGCACGGAAGGCAAAGUCUUCACGCUGCUGCAGGUGCUGCUGUCGGGGGCCCCCCUUUGCUGCUCCUCUCUUGCUGCUGAUGCUCACUAUGUGUUUAUGAACUGCGGGCGGCUGGCGCGGGCGCUGCUGGCAGCAGCUUUGGCGGAGAGCAGCAGCAGCAGCAGCAGCAACAGCGAAGACGCAGAGCUGCUGCUGCAGUGGUGCAAAGCCUUCGAAAGAGGCUUCUGGCCAGACUCUUGUGUGCUGCGGCACUUCUGCGCGCUGGACUGCUUCUCGCGGGACCCGCAGCAGCGGCGGCGCGCGCAGCAGCAGCUGCAGCAGCACAGCAGCAGCAGCAGCAGAAGCAGCAGGAAGUUUGAACUCAGGCCCCAGGCCGUCGACAAAAUCGAAAAGCUCCGCUUUUCUCAAGAAAGACUGCUGGCCUUAACUGCUGCUGAACUGGGGGCCAUCUGCAGCAGCAAAGCUGACGGCGAAGACGCCUACUGGGCGCUGCGGCGGGUGCCUUUUGUUGCUGCUGCAGUGUCUGUUGCUGCUCUCGGCAGCAGCAUCAUUCGCGUCACUGUGCUGCUUAAGUUUGCUGCUGGCUUCCAGUGGACUGCAGCAAUCCACGGCGGCGGGGAGCUGUUUCACUUGUGGCUGUCGGACGCGCGCAGCGGGCUGCUGCUGCACCAGGACACCGUGCUGCUGCAGCAGCAGCACGUGCAGCAGCAGCAAAAGGUUUCCUUCGCGCUGCCGCUGCAGGACCCCCUCGGCCAAACCCACUUUGUUGCUGCUGUCUUGAGUGACCGCUGGGUGGGCGUGGGGACGCAUGUGCCUUUUGCUGCUUCACAGCUGUUUUCGCCUGCUGCUGCAGCAGCAGCAGCAACGCCGCUGCUGGACGUGCACCCCGUGCCCGUUGCUGCGCUGCAGCAACCCAGCUUCGAAGCUCUUUUCCCAUUUUCUUUUUUUAAUCCAAUUCAAUCUCAACUCUUCCACGUUUGUUACCACACGGACUACAAUGUGCUGCUGGGGGCCCCCACGGGAAGCGGCAAGACCAUAGUGGCUGAGCUCGCCAUCCUGCGCUGCAUCAAGCAGCAGCAGCAGCAGCAGCAGCAGCAGCAGCGGCUGCGCAACAAAGUGGUCUACAUCGCCCCCCUCAAGGCCCUAGCAGCAGAAAGAGUUAGGGACUGGGAGCAGCGGCUGGGGCGGCAGCUGGGGCUGCGGGUGCUGCAGCUGACGGGCGACUCCGACGAGCCGCCAGCAGCAGCAGCAGCAGCAGCAGACGUGAAUCCUGCUGCAGCAGACCUGCUCGUCUGCACUCCCGAAAAGUGGGAUGGACUGUCUAGACAGUGGAGGACCCGCCCCUUCAUCUCUCAAGUGGCACUUCUCAUCAUCGACGAGAUCCACCUCCUUGGCCAGGAGAGAGGUCCUGUGCUGGAGGCCAUAGUGAGUCGCAUGCGUUUCGUGAGCAGCACUUCCGGCGUUUGCAUGCGUUUUUUGGGGCUUUCCACCGCGCUGGCCAACGCGGCCGAAAUUGGGGCUUGGCUGGGCAUUGGCCGCGUCGGCCUUUUCAGCUUCCGCCCCGCAGUUCGCCCUGUGCCCUGCGCAGUCCACAUCGCUGGGUUUGGGGUGAAGGCUUCGGGCUAUGGUCUCCAGGGUUUCCGGCUGGGAGGGGAGGGUUGCGGGCUGGGGCUCCUGGACCCCACACUGCGUUCGGUGCUGCUGCACGGGGUGUCUAUACACCACGCGGGCCUCAGCCCCUCCGACCGCGAGGUGUCUGCGCAGCUCUUCUCUUUGGGCUGCGUUUUGGUGCUUGUGGCCACUGCCACUUUGGCCUGGGGGCUCAACUUGCCCGCCAGGCUCGUCGUCAUCAAGGGCACGGAGUACUUCGACGCCAAGACGAAGCGCUACGUAGAUAUGCCCAUCACCGACGUGCUGCAGGUGCUGCAGUGUCCCUUUUUGUUUAGCAUUAUAUUUAAUUAUUCAGCAGCAGCAGCAGAAGCAGCGACAGUAGCUGCAGCAGCAGCAGCAGCUGGAGCCGCAGCAGCAUCAGCAAUAGGCUUAUCCUUCCUAUGGGUUUGUGUGUUGCAGAUGAUUGGGCGCGCGGGGCGGCCGCAGUUCGACACUGCAGCAGCAGCAGUGGUGUUGUGUCAGGAGAAGCAAAAAGGGUUUUUAAAACGUUUUCUUUAUUUGCCAUUUCCUGUUGAGUCUUGUCUCCAUCUUUGUCUUGCAGAACAUUUAAAUGCAGAAAUUGUUGCAGAGACCAUCCGCAGCAAAACCAUAGCUCUCGAGUACCUCUCCUGGACCUACUUUUUCAGGCGACUGGCUUCAAACCCGGGCUACUACAGUUCGGAGCUGCUGGCUGAAGACUGCCGCGGGGGAGGAGCAGCAGCAGCAGAGCGCCGCCGCAAUUUAAUUUGCUGCUACUUGGAUGGUUUGGUGAGUAGGGCUUUGGAUUUGCUGCUGGAGUUGGGCUGCAUCCAGCUGCGGCUGCCGGACCCGCAGCAGCACCAGCAGCAGCAGCAGCAGCAGCGGCUCCAGCAGCAGCAGCAGCAGCAGCAGCAAGAGCAAGGGGAGGGCGGCGAGGCGGGCGGCGAGGAGGCGCUGACGGGGUUUCGGCUGGUGCUGCAGCAGCAGCAGCGGGAGAAGCAGCAGCAGCAGCUGCAGCAGCUGCUGCUGGAGCCCGUGAUUGAGCCCACGCCCCUCGGCCGCAUCGCCUGCUUCUAUUACAUAAAACCCCAAACAGCAAAAAGAAUAAAAGACAAGAUGCAGCAGGAAGUUCUUUCUUUUGUCGAAAUCCUGAAGCUGCUCGCAGACGCAGACGAGUUCGACGAAAUGCCCGUCAGGCACAACGAGGAGAUCCACAACCAGGAGUUGUCUCAGAUAUGCCCCUUUCCCGUCUCCGACGAAACUUUCGAGUCUCCCCACACGAAGACCUUUUUGCUGCUGCAGGCGCGGCUCUUCAAAAGGCCCUUGCCAAUCACAGAUUACAACACCGACCUCAAGAGCGCCCUCGACAACUCCAUGCGAAUCAUACAGGCGAUGAUUGAUGUUGCUGCUGAAGAGGCGCAGCUGCAGCACGCGCUGUACACUUUGCUGCUGCUGCAGUGCCUCCGUGCUGCAACACAUCCCGCCCGCAGCAGUCUCUUUUGGCUGCCGCACAUAACAGACGAAGCAGCAGCAGCGCUGCAGCAGCAAGGGCUGCUCUCCCUUGCCCACGUGCGCCAGGGGCCUCGCUUUAGGCUGCUGGAGUGUCGUUCGCCAUCUCGGGCUCUGGAGAGAGCCGGCCUCAGUUCAAAAGAAAGUCAGGAAGUAAUUUCAGUUCUUUCUAGAAUCCCCAGAGUCCGCAUGCGGUAUUUCCUUUAUGCUGCUACUGCUGCUGCUGCAGCAGACACAGCAGCAGCAGCAGAAGACGGAGCAGCAGCAGCAGAAGACGACGGAGCAGCAGCAGCAGCAACAGAAGGCGAAGACGCAGCAGCAGUAGAGGAGGAGAUUGUCUUCAAUCGGCUAGAGCCACAAGUCAUCAAAGGGCCAGAUGGAGAGCCCACGCGGGCUUACCUCGUCCCUGCAGCAGCAGACCUGCAGCUGGAGGUACACCUGAAGGCUUUGGGACCAGCAGCAGAAGGAUCUUCUGUGGCCAAGGGGGGCCCCAGCUCUAGCUGGUUCGUGAUACUGGGGGAUGCUGAUGAGGCAGCAGAUGAACUCGUGGCGCUGCGCCGCGUGCGCCUGAAGCCCCUUGGGCGCACGCAGUUAACUCUAGACUUUUCAGCCCCUGAGGAGACAGGCGAAAUCUUCACUUUGUCUCUUUUCUUGUCCAGCGACUUUUACUUCGGCAUAGACCAACAAACCACCAUUACUUUCAAAACCUACUAA
Eimeria tenella is the source of this 7509-nucleotide messenger RNA. RefSeq names its product activating signal cointegrator 1 complex subunit 3, putative. Gene Ontology annotation, molecular function: nucleic acid binding; ATP binding. Lineage: Eukaryota; Apicomplexa; Conoidasida; Eucoccidiorida; Eimeriidae. Gene Ontology annotation, cellular component: nucleus. The transcript is spliced from 22 exons. The record is from RefSeq and is a predicted model, not a curated record. Bases 1 to 7509 code for a protein of 2502 amino acids.